Brassica rapa (field mustard) is the source of this 1486-nucleotide messenger RNA. Its product is annotated as glutathionyl-hydroquinone reductase YqjG. Gene Ontology annotation, cellular component: cytoplasm. Lineage: Eukaryota; Viridiplantae; Streptophyta; Magnoliopsida; Brassicales; Brassicaceae. Gene Ontology annotation, molecular function: glutathione transferase activity. The record is from RefSeq and is a predicted model, not a curated record.
AGAGUCGCUCGUCUGUCUUGUCUCGCAGAGAGACCAACGUUUUGCAUUGUCCGAACAAGGAAGCUCCCAGUCAUGUCCGUUUGCUGCGCAUCGGCGCAACUAACCUUUCCGUCUCACACAACUACGCCACGCCGCGUCAGCGCUAGAAUGUCCAACCAGCCACCAAAACCCACCACGACCACCACCAGCAUCUUCACCUCCGCCACAAAGCUACUCUGGGGCCCAUCUCUCCCUCCGGGUCUACUCAUCUCCACCGCUCGAACAGCCUGGUCCACCGUCUGGCAUCUCAUGAUGACCCAGCUCGCUCCAUCAGACUCAUCCGGGUCAUACACCCGACCCACUUCCCAGUUCCGCCUCAACCCGACCCAGUUCCCUUCCGCCGCUUCUUCGGAGCUCCAUCUCUACGUCGGUCUCCCCUGCCCCUGGGCUCACCGAACGCUAAUCGUGCGAGCUCUCAAGGGCUUAGACGACGCCGUAUCGGUCUCAGUCGCUUCCCCGGGUCAAGACGGCUCGUGGGAGUUCAAGGAUAACACUAUCCCGAUUAGGGAUAAGGAUAAACUUAUCCCGGGUUUGGAUAAGGCUAACCGGUGUAGGAAUCUGAAGGAAGUGUACAAAUCUAGAACCGGUGGUUAUGAUGGGAGAUGCACAGUUCCAAUGUUGUGGGAUUCGAGAAAGAAAGAUGUUGUCUGUAACGAAAGCUACGAUAUCAUCGAGUUCUUCAAUACAGGUCUAAACGAACUCGCCAAAAACCCUAGCUUGGAUCUCACGCCACCAGAAUUAAAAGGAAAGAUCGAAACUUGGAAUCGGAUUGUGUACCCUAAGGUUAACAAUGGCGUUUACAGGUGUGGAUUUGCGCAGAGUCAAGAAGCGUAUGAUCGAGCAGUGAAUGAACUUUUUAGUACCUUAGAUGAGAUUGAAGAUCACUUAGGUAGUAACAGGUACUUGUGUGGAGAAAGGUUGACACUGGCUGAUGUUUGUCUCUUCACAACUCUGAUUCGUUUUGAUCCUGUUUACAACAUUCUGUUCAAAUGCACCAAGAAAAAGCUCGUUGAGUACCCAAAUCUCUACGGCUAUUUGCGCGAUAUAUACCAAAUUCCUGGUGUUGCGGCCACUUGUGAUAUUCCCGCUAUAAUGGAUGGGUACUACAAAACGCUGUUUCCUCUAAACGCAAGUGGAAUCCAACCGGCCAUUUCUUUAUCUGGCCAUCAAGAUUCUCUCUUGAUUCCUCAUAAUAGAGACUCGGUGGGUAAAGCCUUUGUAGCACAGAAUGCGGUUUAAAGCGGUGUAUAUAUGUAAUAAAUCAAAGCUCUGGUUGUGUUCUGAACUGUGGAUCACAUCAGAACUGUACAUGAAGAGGAGAGAAGCGUUGUACAAAUACUCUUAAUGGGAGCCUCAUCUUUUGAGUUGAGAUCACUGUCUUAUAAAUUGUGUAUUAAUAGAGACAUGUUUAUAAUGUUAAACCAAAGUCAUAGCCAUUUUAACUAAA